AAACCCCUUUCGAAGGAAAAAUUGGAGUUUUUACAUUGGGGUAUAAUAUCCCUUGGGUUCGAAAUUAUCGUAAAGUACCACUUUGA
Entamoeba invadens IP1 is the source of this 86-nucleotide messenger RNA. RefSeq lists its product as hypothetical. The transcript has a single exon. The record is from RefSeq and is a predicted model, not a curated record. The annotation marks the transcript as partial. Lineage: Eukaryota; Evosea; Mastigamoebida; Endamoebidae.